GUGGAACUUCAGAAAUUUGGCUUUGCAGCUGUGCACCAAACAUUCUUGCAAGACUUUUUCAAAGCAGGCAGGCACAGGGCCCAGAAAAGGCAUCCUCAUUCUUCUUUUUCCCAUGAAAAUAAGCCAAGCAAUCUUUUUUGCUGCUUGCCCAGGAGGACUACUUGCGGCUCACCUUGACCAGUCUCAUUGGUACAGGGCCAUUUGGUGUUUGAGCUGGGCAGCCGCACGAAGACUGGAGACCGAUGCCCCUGGCAUUGAGGCUGUUGCAACGGGGUGCAGCCGGGCCAACCAGUGGCCAAAAGCGCUGGCCUUGGGCGCACCGCAGGGGCUUCCCUGGCAAGCUGCUCUUUCGUUGCCCAGACUUGAAGGCCUGCCUCAUGGAUGCGGAAGAUGCUUCCUGGUCUCGAGCUCUGGCUUUGUGCCCUGCCACGGAUGAUGCCCCUUUGCUAGCGUUGAAGCUGAAUGCCUUCCAGGUUGGGAUGCACACUGUUGCUGCAUUAGCAACCCUUGUCUUGCUGCAGAAAGCAGGUCUUCGGCAUGUGAAGAGUCUUCUCCCAAGAAUGCGAUGAGAGUCUUCUCCAGACUGCAUUCACGACGUUUUCUGAAGACUUUCACCUGAGAGCAACUCAGAGGGUUUGCUUAGCUAAGAAGCACUUGACAACUUGGCCUUUGCCUACUUCACAAGCAAGCGAAGCAUCGGCGGGUUGCUGGUGAAGCAGACGCACUGAUUGAACAUCGUGAC
This is a messenger RNA of Durusdinium trenchii, 742 nucleotides long. Lineage: Eukaryota; Dinophyceae; Suessiales; Symbiodiniaceae. The record is from the annotation of a GenBank genome assembly.